Molecule: messenger RNA, 4981 nt
Organism: Stegodyphus dumicola
Lineage: Eukaryota; Metazoa; Arthropoda; Arachnida; Araneae; Eresidae
Gene: Myo61F
Product: unconventional myosin 61F
Biological process (GO): endocytosis; actin filament organization; actin filament-based movement
Cellular component (GO): myosin complex; actin cytoskeleton; plasma membrane
Molecular function (GO): microfilament motor activity; ATP binding; actin filament binding
Source: RefSeq, a predicted model, not a curated record
GAUACUUUCCUUUCGAAGUGCACCUUUAUAGCCCAAAUAGAAGAAAUAUUUAGAGGUAUUUAGUUAAUUCUAAUAGAGGAGCAAAAAUUAUUAUCUUAAAACAAUUUUAAAAUUCGUGAUAAAUACUCUUAAGAAGAAUUAGUUUGUGUCUAUGCAAUAUAUAAAAGAAGCCAUCAAAACAUCAAGAGAUCUACAUUUCCUUGGACAUUAGAACGAAGUUAACGGUUUUGUCUGCUGAAUCAGUGAUUGAAGACACUGAUGGAAAACUUUUUGCAUGCUCGUGAUAAAGUAGGUGUCCAAGAUUUUGUUCUCUUGGAAGACUACAGAAAUGAGGAGGCAUUUGUUGAUAAUAUACACAAGAGGUUCAAAGAAAAUCUUAUUUUAUACAUAUAUUGGACCUGUUGUAGUCUCAGUAAAUCCCUAUAAGGAUUUGGACUUAUAUACUAAUGAUGUUAUUGAGCAGUAUAAAAAUGUGAACUUUUAUGAGCUGCCACCUCACAUAUUUGCUAUAGCAGAUACUGCAUUUCGUUCAAUGAGAGAGGAACGUAAGGAUCAAUGCAUACUCAUUUCAGGAGAGAGUGGUGCUGGAAAAACAGAGGCAUCAAAAAAGCUAUUGCAGUAUUUAGCUGCUGCAAGCCACCAUGCUCCUUCUGUUGAGAAUGUAAAAGAUAAACUGCUGUUGUCAAAUCCAAUUCUUGAGGCUUUUGGGAAUGCUAAAACUAAUAGGAAUGAUAAUUCAAGUCGUUUUGGAAAAUAUAUGGAUGUAGAAUUUGAUUUUUUGGGUACUCCUUUAGGUGGUCAUAUUUUGAACUAUUUGUUGGAGAAAUCUCGAGUAGUACACCAGAAUCAAGGGGAAAGAAAUUUUCAUAUCUUUUAUCAGCUUCUGGCUGGAGCUGAUGAAAAUUUUCUGGAGGAUUUACAGUUAAGAAGAGAUCCUUCUGCUUAUUUUUAUCUCAGUCAGGGUUUCAAUUCAAAAGUGAGAACAAUUGAUGAUGCAGAUCAAUUCAUAGUAGUUAAAAAGGCUAUGGAUGUUACAGAUUUCACUGUUGAAGAACAAGAUGCAGUAUUUGCAAUUGUAGCUUCUGUUCUUCACUUGGGUAAUGUCGGCUUUCUUGAAGAAGAGGGUCAAGCAGUUUUAGCACAUGAGAAACCAAUUCAAGCUAUAUCUAAGCUGCUUGGAUGUCCAUCAGCAGUACUGAAAGAUGCUCUUGUUAAUAAGACAAUUGAAGCUAAUAAAGUAUUAAUUCAGAGUCCAUUAAAUAGAGAUCAAGCUAUUUACGCUAGAGAUGCGUUGGCAAAAGCCUUGUAUGAACGCCUUUUCACAUGGCUUGUGGCUAAAUUAAAUGCUUCUUUACAAUCAGGUACUAAAAAGAGGAAGACUUUAAUGGGCCUGCUAGAUAUUUAUGGUUUUGAAAUAUUUGAGAAAAACAGCUUUGAGCAGUUCUGCAUCAAUUAUUGUAAUGAAAAGUUGCAGCAAUUGUUUAUUGAACUCACUUUGAAAUCUGAGCAAGAAGAAUAUAAAAAAGAAGGCAUUGAGUGGGAGCCAGUUGAAUAUUUCAAUAAUAAAAUAAUUUGUGAUCUUGUAGAAGAACGGCAUAAAGGGAUUAUUGCUAUUUUAGAUGAAGAAUGUCUUAGACCUGGUGAGGCAACAGAUGCAACUUUUCUCUCAAAGCUGGAGAAUGGAGUAGGAAAACAUCCUCAUUUUAUUUCUCACAAUACUGCAAGUGGCAAGUUAAGGAAAACUAUAUCUCGAAAUGAAUUCCGAUUGGUACAUUAUGCUGGAGAUGUUACUUACAAUGUUGAAGGCUUUUUAGAUAAAAACAAUGAUUUAUUAUACAGAGAUUUAAAAAAGGCUAUGACUGAAUCAAGAAAUUUGAUCGUUAAGCAGACUUUUACGUUAGAAGAGAUAUCUGUCAAAAAACGCCCCAAUACUGCUGCUACACAGUUUAAAAUAAGUUUAUCAUUGUUGAUGAACAUUUUGAUGUCGAAGGAGCCUUGGUAUAUUCGAUGCAUUAAGCCAAAUGAUAAUAAACGUGCAAAUCUUUUUGAUAAGACUAUUGUUGCACACCAGGUAAAAUAUUUAGGUUUGAUGGAAAAUCUGAGAGUGCGUAGAGCAGGUUUUGCAUAUCGUAAAAAAUAUGAAGAUUUUCUGCAGAGGUACAAGUGUUUGUGUCCUGAAACAUGGCCUGUCUAUAAAGGGCAGCCUAAAGAUGGUGUAAAGCUGCUUGUUCAGCAUCUUAACUACAAACCUGAAGAAUAUGCCAUGGGCAAAACAAAGAUUUUUAUUAGAUUUCCUAAAACAUUAUUUCACACUGAAGAUGAAUUUCAGCACUAUAAACAUAAACUAGCUACUAUAAUACAAGCCAAAGUUCGUUGCUACCUUCAGCGAAAGAAGUAUCUGAGCAUGCAGAAAUCUGUAAAUCUUAUUUCGCGAUACUGGAGAGGACAUUUAGCUCGAGAAUUGUUGGCAAGAAGAAGAUGGGCAACUGUAGUGAUCAGAAAAUUUAUUAAUGGAUUCAUCCAUAGGAAUGAACAUGAAAACAAGCAUAAUAAAUUUUUCCUUUGGAAUGUCAAAGCUGAAUAUCUUAAACGUUUGUCUUGCAAUUUGCCUACAUCUCUUCUUGAUACAUCUUGGCCACCUGCUCCAGCAUCUUGCAGAGAAGCUUCUUCUUACUUAAAAAAAUUGCAUAAAACUUGGUUGAUGCGAAAAUAUGUAAAGAGCCUAACUCCAGAAAGAAAAUUCCAGUUGGAUCAGAAGAUUGUAGCUGAAGAAUUGUUCAAAGGCAAGAAAGAUAAUUACAUUCAAAGUGUUCCCAAGCCUUUUGUCUGCAGUAGAUUAGGUCAUGACAUUGAAGGAAAACUGCUUACAGUGCUAGAUAACAAUACCCAGUCAAUCAAAGAAAAAAUUGUGUAUAUGUUGCCUGUAACCAAAUAUGAUCGGCAUGGAUACAAACCUCGGCCAAGAGUGUUAGUUGUAACAAAAGAAUCAUUGUACUUACUGGAUGGAAGGAACUUGAAAAUAAAACAACAAAUAUCAUUAGAUAAUCUUAAAGGCAUAUAUGUAAGUAAUUAUGCUGAUGGUUUUGCUAUUUUGAAUCUACUUUGCAUGAGUAAAAAAGAGAAGGGUGAUCUCAUAAUUGACUGCCAGCAAUAUAUUGUAGAAUUUGUAGUCAAAUUAGUAAUGGCAUGCAAGAAUAAAGGUCUUCUACGUGUAGUGGAUACUGGUUGCAUACCACAUGAGAUGUUUGGAGGAAGGCAAGGAGUUGUGAAUUUUUGUCAUGGAUCAGCAGGUUCAGUUGCUCGUGCAAAAGAUGGUAGUUUAAAAGUUACUUUACCUGUAUCCUGACAACACUGAUGUUUUCUCUAAUACCUAAAGUAUCCAAGACUUGCUUUGUUUAGAAUUUUAUCAACAGUUAUGAAAUGCCAGUUUUUGCGUGCUUCAAAUAUGAAUUGUUACUAUAUUGGCUUGCCAUAUUAUAGCUUCAGUAUGCAUUCUUGCAAAGAUAGCAUAUAAGUAGAUAUUUUCUAGUCUCCUAAGAAAUACUUCAGAUAUUGGUUCAUGACUUUUCUGAUAUUGACCAUAGAAAAUUAAAAAAUGCAUUUUGUACAUAACCAGAAGGCAUAUUACAUAACUAAACCACAUAAUUCAAUGUAAAAUAUCUAUAUUAAUAAUUUGCAUAUUUAUGAAAAGUGCCAUACAUGAGUUACAUGCUAAAGCACAAUUUGUCAAUCUCUAAAAGGCCAGAGAUAUUUAGAGCCAUAUUUUUUUAAUGACAAAAAGAAAUUUGUUUUUGUUGAGCAUUUCAAUGGUUGAAAUUUGUUAUAAGUUCAUUUAAGAGUUCUGUAAAAUAUGUAUUUUUAUAUUGUAUGUUCAAAAUAUUUUUAUAUUGUACUACUCAUAAUUUACUUAAUUUUUUAAACCUUUUUGAAGACUGAGUUGAUGGCAUGAACUGUGUUAAGUCCAAAAUGUAUGAAUGAAUUGAUAUAUUUUAUGAGAGUUGCAUUUGCCAUAUUUUAUUAUAAAUAUUUUAUAUCUGAAUUGUAAAGGUUAAAUAUGAAAUUUUUUUUGUGAAAUUUAUUGGAAUUCUUCAUCAGAAAUGAAAAGCACCAUUCAUCUUUCUGAAUUUUCUUAUUUGAGAGAAUAAGUUACUUAAAUGUCUCCUGCUUUCAUGUUUUAAAUACCUGCAUUUUUUCUUGUUUUUAUCUUUCAAUGCCGAUAAUGUAAUUUUUUUCUUUUCCUUUAUGACAACUUAAUAUGCUUUUAGUGAAUUUUAAAAUACACAACCAUGUAAAUAUUUUAAAACAUUAUUUAGUAUAAUUUAAGAAAAUUAUUUUCAUUAAAUAUUACAUCAGACAUGUGCAUAUUUUAUAACUGAGGAACUCAAAAUUCUCCAUUCUGUUCUAUUUUAUCCAAAGCAUAUAGCAUUUUCUUGCAUAAAGUAGAUUACAUACUAAAAUUUGUAACUCUAAAUUAUAGAGAUAUUUUAGAUUCUGUCUAUUGUAAUUAAUUCAACUGCCAAAUCUGCAUUGUUAAUUCUCAUUUCACAUAAUUUUUUAAAUUUUCAACAACAUUAAGUCAUUGCUGAAUAUGCUUAAUUGAAAAUCAUAUUUGAACAUAUUUUAUAAAGGCAAUAUAUAUAAUAUAUAUAUAUAAAUGGAAAAAAUAGGAAUGAUUUAGCAUGUUUUGUAUAUUUUAAAUCAUUUGAAUUUAAAAAUGUUUUAAUUUUGUAGUAUAUUGAAGGUAUUAGCUAAUAGAAAAAUGUGUCAUUUAAGAGCAGUCUUCGGGAAAGGAGGAAAAAAAAAUAUGUGACAGUUUAAGUUUAAAUAAAUUCACAGGACUUUGACCAAUGUUGCAUUUAACUAGACAUGUGUUUACUUAAUAUGUUUUCUUAAAAUCUUGUACUUAAUAUGUAAUUUGCAAAGAAAACUGCCAUGUGAUAUUUUUUGAUUUUAAGAAAAUAAAAGAAUUUAUUUGCCUGAA